Zea mays is the source of this 2114-nucleotide messenger RNA. RefSeq lists its product as uncharacterized. The record is from RefSeq and is a predicted model, not a curated record. Lineage: Eukaryota; Viridiplantae; Streptophyta; Magnoliopsida; Poales; Poaceae. Bases 312 to 1076 code for a protein of 254 amino acids. The transcript has a single exon.
GUUUCAACAGCUGACACGAAUCCGCGAGAUCGGUAGCGAUUUUCCGAUCCAGGCAAUUUGUCCUGCGCUUGGUGAAUAUCGCGUUGAUAGCUUCGUCUUCACUCGAUUCUUGCGAUUUCUUGAUGACGCACGGAACGACAACGAGAUCCAGUCUGGAGCGAGCUGGCGAGAUGGAAUCCGAGCAGGGUCAACGACUAGCGACCACUACAAACGAGAGUUGGGGCGAACUGCGUGCAGAGGAGCGGAUCAAACUCGGCGGCCGAGCAGACCCGACCCAGCAGCGAGAGCAAACAGAGGGGGCGAGCUAGAGUAUGGACAGAGCCGAGCUCGGCGACUGGGUGAGAUCCGGGCUAGGGGAAAGCUCUGGCCAUGGGAAUUCUGAGCAGAAGCAGAGGCGAGCAAAAUGGAUGGAAAGCUCGCGCGCGCAGGAAGCAGGAAACAACCGCGCGACCAACAGAGGAGCCAGGGGCGCGCGAGAUCCGGAAAUCCAGGGUGCUGGGCGUGUGCAAGGAGACAUGCGCGCGCAGGAAAAUUCACGGCGUGGCGAUCAGGGAGCUCGACCGGGCGAGCAGCAGGGAGCAAGGCGAGCUAGAGACGGUCGAGCCAGGCGCGCGGCCCUGGGCAGUUCGGCGCAGCGAGCUGAGCAGGAAGAUGAAAAGCGGCUGCGCGCAGGACUGAAUCCGAGCUGGAGCACCGCGACGAGCGCAGGGGCGCGGCAAACGGAACCGAGCAGAAUUCAGGCGCGCAGGGAACCACCAUGGACGGGCGCAGAGAUGGCCGAGCGCCAUAGGAGCCGCGACGGGCCGGAGCUGGGGCCAGGCCACGACGCGAGCAACAGGGAGGCUCAAGCCAUGGGAGGAGACUCGGCUGGGAGCUUGGCGGGCAGAAUCCGAGCAGAGCACCGGCCAUGGGAAUUGAGCAGGGAGGAAGAGGACAUGGCCGAGCUGCAAGGACGAACUGGGAACCACACAACGUCCAGGGAUGUGAGCUGGAACCACGGCUGGCGUGCGUGCGGAGGGAGGCAAGGGGGAGCAGGGACGACCGGCCAUGGUGUCACCGGCGAGCUCGACAACUAAAAAAAUUACCAGCGACUUGAUUGUGCUCAUCCACUAGCUGAGCAUCGUACCAAAGUAUUGGCUGAGGAGCACACAACCACAUGGCCGACGACAUGCGGUGAAGGAAUGCGUAGAGAAUUCUAGAGCCUGUGCGUGUGCAGGAGGAGUCUAAGAGAUUAUGAUGGCUGAGGAAGUUGCUAGGGAACCUUGCGUCACCGGAAUGAGGAGGAAGCUGCGUUCACAAGAUGAGAAUGAAUCAACGAAGGCUGGUGAAGAUUAUAACCAGAGAGCCAACGUGUAUGGAUAAGAGUGAUGCAACCUGAAAAAUCUAGAGAAAAGGAGCAAUUGCAGAUAAGAAAGAUGACGCAUGUUCCAGGGAAAAGAUCAGCGAGAGAGGGCGGCCGAAGGAUGAGGUUGAAAAGAUUUUUUUUCUUUUUUAAAGAUUUUCCCACAUUUGCUUUCUUCUUUUAUCGGAAAUCGCGGAUAUUUGGGGUUCUGAAAUCUGGGUCUAUAAAAUAUGAACAGGUCGAAUCAAACAAAACUGACGAUAAAAUUUGAACCAGGUUUGAUUUGAUUCGAAAUUCUGAUAAAUUUAUCUGCAGUCUAAACGUCUGAUUCCAUGAUUGCGGACAAUUUGUGUGAUAAUCGGAUCUCAAUUUUUUAGCGAUAAACAAAGAGUCGAUGCACGAUACGGCAAACGACUACGCACAUUAUUUUCUUGGAUCACGUAACGGAACAUCCGAGGUUUACGAUUCUGACUAAAUUUCGUUUAGAUAAUUUUCAUGACUAUUCCGACCAUGAUGAAAACGGACCAGCUUGACACGAGUUCGGCUUUGGUAUUUUAAUCUGCUCUACGUGAUUCGACCGAAAUUAGCUGAAACCAGAUCCGCUAAUGUAUACGCGAUUUCGUUGUCAAAACAGCGUGCGGACGGAUAAAUUGGAUCCUAACCUCGCGCACGAUUCCUCUCAGACAACGCGCGAUGUAGAUUAUUUUGCCCCGAACAUUUUAGUUAUCGAGUUCAAAUUAAUUUGUCCAGGAUAAAAUCAUCCGAGUGAGUU